AAAUUAGGUUUCAUAAUUAAGUUGUGCAAAAAUAUAUGAAGUUAAAAGAUUAGCUGACAAACUUUUAACUCAUAGCUAGGUAGAACUGCUAUUUGAUAAUCGCUAUCAGGGCUCUUUCAGCAACCCUACCAGAAGGCAUAUGAUCGCUAACUCCCUUACCAUGAAUGAAGUCAGUAUAGUGAGAGAGGGAUGGCUUCACAAAAGAGGUGAAUAUAUCAAAACAUGGAGGCCUAGGUAUUUUAUCCUAAAGAGCGAUGGCUCUUUCAUCGGUUACAAAGAGAAACCAGAUUUAAAUGACCAACCUUCCCCACCACUGAACAACUUCUCAGUGGCAGAAUGCCAGUUAAUGAAGACUGAAAGACCCAGACCUAAUACAUUUGUCAUCCGUUGUCUGCAGUGGACCACUGUUAUUGAACGUACUUUUCAUGUAGAAAGCAACGAAGAGAGAGAGGGGUGGAUAAGGGCAAUCCAGUAUGUAGCGAACAGUCUGAAAAUGCAGGAACAGGGGGAAGAGGAACCAAUGGAUGUUCUCAGCUCACCAAACGAAAGCAGCCUGGUGGAGAUGGAGGCAGUUAUAUCCAAGAGCUGCACCAAAGUGACAAUGAGUGACUUUGAAUAUCUGAAGCUGCUUGGAAAGGGUACCUUUGGGAAGGUGAUUCUUGUCAAAGAAAAGACAACUGGAGUACAUUAUGCCAUGAAAAUACUGCGCAAAAUGGUGAUAAUAGCCAAGGAUGAAGUGGCCCACACGGUUACAGAGAGCCGAGUGUUACAGAACACCAAACAUCCUUUCCUCACGGAUUGUUCUCUUCUGGACAGAGAUCUCAUUCCUGUUGUUCCUGGGAUCUGCUGGAGCUACUUGCCUAGCUUGGGGGUCACUGCACUCAAUACUCUGAUUACCACUGGGAGCACCGUUACCUUCACCCUCCACAUUUUCUUCAGCGUCUCUCUUAGCCCCUGGUAUUUCUCCAUCUUCUCGUGUUCCUUCUUUCUGAUGUUACUGUCAUUUG
Pundamilia nyererei is the source of this 1007-nucleotide messenger RNA. Its product is annotated as RAC-beta serine/threonine-protein kinase-like. The record is from RefSeq and is a predicted model, not a curated record. Gene Ontology annotation, molecular function: ATP binding; protein kinase activity. The annotation marks the transcript as partial. The transcript is spliced from 8 exons. Gene Ontology annotation, biological process: protein phosphorylation. Lineage: Eukaryota; Metazoa; Chordata; Actinopteri; Cichliformes; Cichlidae.